AUGGAAUUAAACGAAAGAAUCUUGCACUAUUUAAACAACGUUGAUACGGUUGACACUUUAAAGUUAGCCAGUGAAUUUAAUGAGGAUCAUCAAAAGAUAGUCGGUGCAGUGAAAAGUAUUGAAGCUUUAGACAUGGUGAAGUCUGAUGCAGUGAAAAGCACAAAGUGGGAAUUGACAGAAGAAGGUCAACUCGUCGCUGAAAAAGGCAGUCACGAAGCUAUUCUCUUUAGAUGUAUCCCAGAGAAUGGAAUAGCUCAAGCUGACCUUAUGAAGACAGUACCAAAUGCAAAAGUAGGAUUCAGUAAAGCUAUGUCUUCAGGAUGGAUAUGCAUAGACAAAUCUGGUGGAGCACCUUUAGUUAAAAGAAAAGUUGACAAUAUCCAAGAUACUGUGCAAGAUCAUUUAAAUGAAAUCAAAAAAGGGAUAGAUAACUUACAAGAUAACAUUAGGAAUGAUUACAAGAAAAGAAAACUGCUACAGGAGAUCACUGUAAAGAGUUUCAUUUUGUCAAAAGGGCCACAGUUUGCGACAACUAUUAAGAAAUUAGAGACUGAUUUAACUAGUGAAAUGUUACAGACUGGAUCGUGGAAGCAAUUGCAAUUUAAACCAUACAAUUUUGAUGCUUUAGGACAACCGCCAGAGUGCGGACAUCUUCACCCACUUCUGAAAGUAAGAUCGGAAUUCAGGGAGAUCUUCCUCGAAAUGGGCUUUUCGGAAAUGCCCACCAACAUGUAUGUGGAGAGUUCAUUCUGGAACUUCGAUGCUCUGUUCCAACCGCAGCAGCACCCUGCUAGAGAUGCGCAUGACACAUUCUUUGUAUCCUCGCCAGCUACUACUACAGAUUUCCCCAUGGACUAUUUGGAAAGGGUGAAGAAAGUCCAUAGUGAAGGUGGCUAUGGGUCACAGGGCUACAGAUACGAUUGGAAGAUUGAGGAAGCGCAAAAGAAUCUUCUUCGCACUCACACUACGGCCGUCAGUGCGCGCAUGUUGUACAAGUUGGCGCAACAGACGGAGUUCACGCCGCAGAAGUACUUCAGCAUUGAUAAGGUGUUCCGUAAUGAAACUCUGGACGCCACUCACUUAGCAGAGUUCCACCAAGUGGAGGGAGUUGUCGCUGGGCGUGGCCUGGGUCUUGCCGACCUUAUUAGUGUGCUGGACGCUUUCUUCAAGAGGCUCGGCUUCGACAAGCUACAGUUCAAGCCCGCUUACAAUCCUUACACUGAACCCAGUAUGGAGAUAUUCGCGUAUCAUACAGGUCUCGGCAAAUGGAUUGAGAUUGGCAACUCCGGUGUGUUCAGACCAGAGAUGCUGCUGCCGAUGGGUCUUCCGGAGGAUGUGAACGUGAUUGCUUGGGGCCUGUCGCUGGAACGGCCCACCAUGAUUAAAUACGGCCUCAACAACAUCCGCGACCUCGUGGGGCCCAAGGUCGACCUUCAAAUGGUCCAAGCCAAUCCCAUUUGUAGGCUUGAUAAAUGA
This is a messenger RNA of Parnassius mnemosyne (clouded apollo), 1476 nucleotides long. NCBI's taxonomy places the organism in Eukaryota, Metazoa, Arthropoda, Insecta, Lepidoptera, Papilionidae. The record is from the annotation of a GenBank genome assembly.